Messenger RNA from Silurus meridionalis, 4043 nucleotides. Its product is annotated as transcriptional activator MN1-like. The transcript has 2 exons. Lineage: Eukaryota; Metazoa; Chordata; Actinopteri; Siluriformes; Siluridae. The record is from RefSeq and is a predicted model, not a curated record. Gene Ontology annotation, biological process: regulation of DNA-templated transcription. Bases 1017 to 3470 code for a protein of 817 amino acids.
GACUGCUAUAAACCCGGACUGGUAUAAACCCGGACUGAUAUAAACCCGGACUGAUAGAACCCGGACUGCUAUAAACCCGGACCCGGACUGACGGCGCGGUCGCACAGAAACCUACACCACCAAUGGCACAUUGUGGAUUCGGAUACGUGCAUUACAUUACAUUACAUUUCAGAAGGACAUGCAGAAGGACAUGCAAUAUUUUGCGACCGUAUUUCCGAGUCUAGUCCUCACUAACACACGGACCUGGAGUUUGCACAUUUCAUGCACAAAGAAACUGUUUCCUGGUUGCAAUUGAAAGGACAUGAAAAGCUGCACGAGCGCGUUGUUGUGAUGCCACUGAGGGAAAAUAAUUCCUGAAGAGGAGCAUUUUUAUACCUCAUUUGAGCGUCUGGAAGGAUUGUGAAUUCAAAGUCCUCUUGAUCGGAUCACAUGAAGUGGAAUUGUGGUGUUUUUUUUUGGAAGCGAUAUGUUCCAUCCGACCACGUGAUAUUAUUUUAUUUAUUUCUUUUCUUAAUCUUCUCUUGUGUUAAAGUAGAUGUUGUAUAGCCAAUAAUAAAACCAUUUCCCUCGCAGUUUCGGACGCGACCUACCAUGUGGUGAACAUCAUUCAUCUGAUGGAAAACAGCAUUACAUUUUCUAAAGCAGGCGAAUUUUAUAGGGUUUAAAGAUGAAAUGGAUCAGUACUCGUUUAGCAUCGGUUAUAUUUAAUGUGCACAGUGCUUCAUUCCAACUUUGGUUUUCCAACUAUUCCGAAUGGAAUGAUUUUUUUGCAUUUUUUAUCUAUAUUGUGCCUGUUUUUUCCACUUUCAGCUAAAUAAGGAUAAAAGCAAGGUUAAGAGCAAACUCUGAGACUGGCUCUUGGACUAAGCUUGAAAAUUCAGCUUGAUUUCCAUCACCACAUUGAUGCAGAAUAAAAAAUAAAAAUUAAUAGCAGUUCUGAUCUCCCAUCAAACAGCCCGGGUUUUAUUUAUAUUGACCGAACAGGUACAUUUGCUUGUUCACAUAAUGACAUUAAAAUGAAUGGAAGGGAGCAAUAUGAUGUCUUCUGUCCACAAGGGCUCAUGGAUGUGCAUGCAGGAGGACUAAAGGAGAAGCCACAGCAACAGGAUAUGCCAAUUUAUGGAUUUUUUAAUAACCAUCAGACCCAUGCACACCAUCAGUCACUCUUCAGAGGAGACUUUGGGGAACCUGGGAAUGGAUUCACAUAUUUACCUGAAGGUAGUACAAUGGAUUAUGGGGGUAGUAUGGGUCCUCAGCAGGGAACCACAGAAGGAUUUGUCUUGCUUGAAAAGGGAGAGACAGGGGCUGUGUUUUCUCAGCAACAGCACCAAAGACUAGGCUCAUUGUUAGACUACGAAACCUACAGAUCUUCCAGUAGAAACCACCACAUCCCUAUUCACUGUCUUCCCCUGGACCAGUCACUGAAUCAGGAAAGUUUUUCAUCAUCAUUUUCUUCUUCUGAGUGCAAUUCAAGGUCCUUACAUUUUGAGGCAGGAAGGCAGUUGCCAGGGGUCGGUUUUUCUGGAAACUCAGUCUUCUCUCAAACUCCAAGAAUACCGGGUAUCUCUAAAGGAUAUCACCACACACCUAAUCAGCAGCAGCAAUCCCCAUCACACCAUAAUGUGUGCAGAAUGCCACGGGGGAUGGGGCUUGGUUCAAGGUACCCUCUAAUACAGCAGAGGACCGAGGUAAUAUUCAGACAAAAUUCUAGCCCAUUGUCACAUCUCCAGCCACAACAACAUCACACUGCCUCCACCAAUACCAGUAUGCAUAAGAGCAGCAUUGUAAUGCCUGGUCAGCAUAAUCAUUUUGAAUGCAAAAUUCAAGGAUUAGAGAAUAAAGAGAUGCAUUCCUAUAUUGACCCCUCAUUAAAUAUGCAGCAGCUGUCUACCCUCCCAGAGCAGACUUCCAGUCAGAGGCUGCAGCAUUUUGACUCUCUCUAUUUAAAUGCGGGCCAAAGGUCAAGGUUUGAUUUUUCUAAUGUCCAUCAAGAGUGCCCACAGAACAUUAUCAUGAACUGCCCACUUGGCUUGAAGAAACUCUCCUUCACAGCGCACCCAGGCCUGUCUGGUGAGUUCACUACCCAUGAAAAUCUUCUGUCAAUACAAAAUGCAGAUUCAGUGUCUCUUCAAAAGCAGAAUGCUGCCAUGAUGAUCAAGCGAGUAGCCUCUUGGAAUCAGCAGCAAAGAAUGAAACAAACCAACAAGCAGCAGCUUCGUCACCAUGGAGAACCUAAGAACUCUAUAGUACAUGUGCAAAACAUGUCUCACUCUGGCUUUGAGAGACACAGAGGUGGGAAAAUAGUACAUUUUGAUGUAAUGGACUCAAACUUGGUCUCUGACAGCGGCUGGAUUUCUCAAAUGCAUACAUAUGGGACAGGUGCAAAACUGAAAGAAAUGCACACAAACGAUUAUUCAGGGCAACCAAUAGGUGGUCAGUCUCAGCAUGUGGAAGUAUACAAUGCUGCUCAGGGAAUGAACUCAUCUCCAGGGAAUUAUGCCUUCCAGUCACAGCUUUCACCAGCACAACAAAUCUUAAACAGCAAAAUAGAGACUCUUGAUAAAGCAGGUUGGAAGAACAAAUUUUUUGGACAGAGUUGUCUAUCAGCUCUUUCUACAGCCUGCCAGGACAUGAUUGCCAGCCUGGGGACUCCUAAGAUUAACAUAACAUACAACAAGAAGAGCCAGGUAGAAGGAAAACGAAAGCUUAAUCAAAGUGACCAUGACAUGAAUGCUAGCACAGCCACCAUGACUGUUGGCUUUGGGCCAGAUUAUUUUUCAGCAAAUUGCAAUGACACAUUAGUUGGUCCAAAUCAGACAGUGCACGAGAACACCAGUGCCCUCUCCUCAUGUCACAACCUGGAAAAUACACCAUGUACUGAGACACAAACAACAAGGAGCGGGAAAGAGAGGAGAAAAAGAGAGAGUGGCCAUGUGAGCCCCGGGAUUAAUUUUCCAAACAAUAUUGGAAGCCCUGUUAUGAGUCUGGAUCAAUAUGCUCCACUACCAACUGGCACUGGAGAUAGUAAAUGGGGAAAGAGGAAUGAGCUUAUGCUGGGUGAUCAACCUGAGCUGUUAUCAACCAUGGACAAAGGCAUUCAAAGAGUGUCCAAAUCACCUGACUGCUGUAAUAAGACUGACUUCACAAAUUAUUUUGAAAACAGGAGAGACCACAAACCGCUGUUGGAUGGAUGGUCUGAAAUGCAAAGAGUGGGCACUAGAUUGUUGGGUGGAGAGACAAGGCAUAGCAUAGAUCUCACUGAAAACAUUACCUCAAUAUCAGAAUGCUGCAGAGGAGUAAAUCACCAAAUGAUAGCAAGCACAGACCAAGUUCACACACCCUGUAGCACCUCACGUCAGGAUGAGCGCCACCAACUGCAGAUAUUACAGACACAAAUCCAGCGUCAACAACAUCAACAACAACCUGCAUGUGAGUUUAAGAGAGAACAAUUCAAAGUCUGCUUGGAAUAAGGCUAAGCCAAAGCAUAAGACAGAGGAAGAUAUCCCUCAGCAUAAAAGUGGAAGGGACAGUGGAACUUCUGGGCCUGGGGGUUCUGGCCCUCAACGGUGUAUCACCAUCUACUGCACAGAUUAACAUCAUGGUGGAUCCUUUUCAUCCUGGUCCUCUCUUCACCCAGAAAUCUCCAACCAUUUUAAAACAUAAACAGCAUUGACAUAAAAGUUAAAUAUACAGUAAUACAUGGGUCUGUUUUAGAUUAUCUAAGACAAACAGAUGAAGGGCAUAUGCAGACACACAUACCCACAAGCAUAUAAAUGAACUGUGAAUGUGUUCAUGUGUGUAAAGGCCACACACUGUACUACAUCUAAACCUCACACUUUAUUUUAUAUGUUAUUUAAGCUUAAGCUUUUUUAUUUCUGAUGUCAGUUAGUACAAAAUGAAAAAUGUUUUACCUGAAUAUAAAAUUUAAUAUGGGAUGAAGCAAGGAAAAGUUACAUUUGGAACUGGUUUUGUAUAACAGUGUUUAUGUCUUUGUCCAUUGGCUAUGCUUUUUUUUACAAAUAAAUUCUAAUUCUGAAUUUAAA